AUGAACCACUUUCCGGGAACCUGGGGCCGCCCCAGGGACGAUGUCUACGGAGCGUACAACCCUUCAUAUCUCCAGACCACGGGCCCCAAGACACAUACCUCCUCACCGGCGGUGACAGGAACGUCGGUUGUGGGUGUGAAGUUUAAUGGCGGUGUCGCUCUGGCCACCGACAACCUGGCCUCGUACGGAUCCCUCGCCCGUUUCACCGACGUUAAGCGGCUGCGUAUCUUUGGCGACAAGGCCGUCGUCGGGUUUGGCGGCGAUGUGUCCGACAUGCAAUACAUCGACCGUCUCCUCGAAUCCAUCGAUAUCCGCGAGAACUACUCGUCCCAUGGCAACAUGCUCAACGCUAAGAAUCUGCACACCUACCUCGCCAAGGUCUUCUACAAGCGACGCUCCGAGUUCAACCCGCUCUGGAACCACAUCCUGGUCGCCGGCUUCGACGGCGAGGGCAAGCCGUUCCUCAGCUCCGCCGAUCUGUUGGGCACGACAUUUUCGGCACCGCACCUGGCCACCGGAUUCGGUGCCCACCUGGCGGUUCCCAUCCUGCGCCGGCUGUUCCCUGACGAGAUGCCAAUUGAGAAUGUCAGCCGGGAGGAUGCGGUGAAUGCCCUGAAGCAGUGUCUGAAGGUCCUGUACUACCGCGACGCCCGGAGUUUGGACAAGUACUCGAUCGCGGUAAUCACCGAGGAGGGGAUCGAUCUGAAGGAGGAUGAACAACUCGAGAACCAGAGCUGGGCCUUCGCUGAGAGGAUCAAGGGAUACGGAGCCCAGACGGUCUAG
Molecule: messenger RNA, 783 nt
Organism: Penicillium canariense
Lineage: Eukaryota; Fungi; Ascomycota; Eurotiomycetes; Eurotiales; Aspergillaceae
Gene: pre4
Product: proteasome core particle subunit beta 7
Exons: 3
Coding region: 1-783 (260 amino acids)
Cellular component (GO): proteasome core complex
Source: RefSeq, a predicted model, not a curated record